Molecule: messenger RNA, 5629 nt
Organism: Scatophagus argus
Lineage: Eukaryota; Metazoa; Chordata; Actinopteri; Scatophagidae
Gene: f8
Product: coagulation factor VIII, procoagulant component
Exons: 27
Coding region: 93-5105 (1670 amino acids)
Molecular function (GO): oxidoreductase activity; copper ion binding
Source: RefSeq, a predicted model, not a curated record
ACCUCCUUCCCUUCAAAUAGUCGAGUCCACAGGACGCGCAGCAGUGCUUGAGCCGGGACACGGCGGAGCUGAGAGGCGCGCACACCGCUGCGAUGACAGGCACACUCCUGCCGCCGCCGCCGCUGCUGCUGCUCUCCUUCUUCUUCUUCUUCUUCACCGGCGGAGAAGCGCAGAUACCUGCCGCUGCUGUGAGGGAGUAUUACAUAGCAGCUGUAGAAAUCGGUUGGGAUUAUAUCCAUCUGGACAGUGUUGACCCAGCGUCCGACCAAAGGAAAUUUAAAGAUAUUCCUCAAAAAUACAUCAAGGCCGUUUACAGGGAAUACACCGACUCCACAUACACGGUCCCCAGGCCGAGGCCAGCAUGGACAGGAAUUCAAGGUCCAGUGAUUGUUGCCCAGGCGGGUGACAGGGUGGUGGUCCACUUCAAAAACCUGGCCUCUCAGCCCUACAGUAUCAGCCCUGUGGGGAUCACCUACUGGAAACAAUCUGAAGGAGCUGGGUAUGAUGACUCCACAGCAGGCCAGGAGAAGGAGGAUGAUGCCGUCUUUCCUGGAGGAUACUACGAGUAUGUGUGGGACAUCAGUCCAAAGGACGGUCCCACCGUCAGUGACCCCGAGUGCCUCACCUACUCCUACUCAUCACAGGUGGACACAGUGCGAGAUGUCAACUCAGGACUCAUUGGUGCCCUGCUCAUCUGCAAAUCAAGUGCCUUUGCUGAUGACGGCCAGAGGAGAAAUCCAGCUUUUGUGCUGAUGUUUGCGGUGUUCGAUGAGACCAAGAGCUGGUAUGGAGAAGUGGGAGAGAGGAUGAGCAGGGAGAGGUUCAAGAAGACCAGGACCAGGAAGGAAUACCACACCAUCAAUGGUUAUGUCAACUCGACGUUACCCGGUUUAAAAAUUUGUCAGGGCCGUAAUCAUGUGAUCUGGCAUGUGAUUGGGAUAGGCACGGCUCCAGAAAUCCACUCCAUUCAGUUUCAGGAUCACUCUCUGGAGGUGCUGACCCAUCGUAAAGUCACCAUGGAGGUGACCCCUAUGACAUUCAUCUCUGCAGAAAUGAGACCUGCUACUUUAGGUCGCUUCCUUAUCAGCUGUCAGAUACAUGCUCACCGCCACGAUGGUAUGAACGCUUUCUUCACGGUGGAGAAAUGUCCUGACCCCGUCACUCUGCCGGGACCCGACUUGCGUAAUGUCAAACACCAGGACGAUAGUGAAGAGUACAGUGAAGAAGACAGUGAGGAUUACUUCAACAUUAUAAGCUUUCAGCCUAGGAAGCCACAAGUGCAAGCCAGAUCCAGCGGGGGACAGCAGUCUAAAAUCUGGGAGCAUUACAUCGCCAUUGAAGAGGUCACCUGGGACUACGCUCCUCAUCUCAAACCAACAGACAGUGAGCUGCAGUCUGAAUAUCUUCCUGCUGCUCCCCAUCACCUGGGCUACAGGUAUAAAAAGGCAGUGUAUGUGGAGUACACCGACAGGUCUUUCACUCAGAGGAAGUCUACUGCAGAGACUCUGCUGGGUCCACUUCUGAAAGGAAAAGUCAAUGAUCAAAUCCACAUCACUUUGAAAAACCUGGCCAGUCGCCCUUUCAAUAUCUACCCCAAUGGCCUUACCAAGAUCUAUCUCCUGCGAGGAUCCACAAAUGUGGCAGAGAAGGACUUGCGCUCCAUGGGAGUGCCCCCCAAUGGGACGUUUGGUUACGUUUGGAGGCUAACAACAGAUGAUGGGCCUUUGAACAGAGACCCCCAGUGUCUGACACAGCUGUAUCAGAGCACCGUCUCCCCCGACAGGGACUUGGCCUCUGGGCUGGUGGGCACCUUGCUCAUCUGCAAGAGCGACGCCAUUGACACCAGGGGACGCCUGAUUGGACCAGAUAAAGAGUGGAGCGUGAUAUUUGCUGUGUUUGAUGAGAACAGAAGUUGGUAUGUCAAGGAAAACAUGGAGAAGUCCAGCAAAAACUCCCCUAACAUCACUGACCCUGAGGUCUACAACUCCAAUGUCAUUUACAGUGUAAACGGCUUCAUGUUCAGUGGGCGUCAGUUUGUGUUAUGUAAAACUGACGUCGCCUUCUGGCAUGUGGCCAGCGUUGGCACCCAGAGUGACUUCCUCUCUGUUUAUUUCACGGGAAACCUCUUUCAGUACCAAGACCUCUAUCAGUCCGUCCUCACCCUCUUCCCCAUGACUGGUGUAACGGUUCCCUUGGAGCCUGAGCUGUUGGGUGAAUGGGAGAUUAGUGCCUUUGAUGGCACCCUCAAGAGCCGGGGGAUGAGCAUCCGUUACACUGUCCGUCCUUGCGACAAUGGAGAGCUCCCACUGGUCGAUCAUGAUAGAGACGAAGAUAUCUCUGACUAUAUCGAUUGGAUAGAUAUGACGCCGAGGGGCAGAAGACCUCAAAAUCGAACAAUGUUGGUUCGAGUGUGCAAGAAACCCCUCACUAGUAAAAGUGCUCAAUCAGUGAAUGGCUCACGUCACAAUGUCACUGAUGAUAAACCUGAGGAGGCUGGGUCUGAAGGACAGUCAAGAUGUCAGCUGAGGAAAAUGAGAAUAACAUCACAGGAAGGAGCAAAACCCAAAAUGGUGUUGGAGGAAGAAAUCCCACAGGAUAUCUUGGAGGAAAUAGAGAUAGAUGGGGAGUGGGCCAAUUCUCAGAAUGAGACUGAGCAUGAAAGAGCGAGAGGUGUCAGACAGAGAAGGCAAGCAGAGCGCAAUGGGACAGAUAUCGGUUCUGGAGCCUCAGAAGAUGGAGGAACUCAGAUAGAAAUUGGAGAACAGGCUGUGGAAAAUAGGACUGACACUGUUUCAGAGGUAAAAGCUGAGGAAAGGAGCGAAAUGUCAAAUGUAAAUAAUGGGACAAAAGGAGAGCUUGAAGAGAGCGACAAGUCCUUAACGAACAACAGUCCACUGCCGAACAAGACAGCCUCCAGUAUAAAACCAACCAGUUCAGAGGAGAGGGAUCAAAACCACAUGCGGUCUAAGCCUAAGCAACUUAAAGCAUAUCUGAAGGAUCGGAAAUAUAACUACACUAUUACUAACGGCAACACAACAGGGAUUGAUAUGUUGCUUGAGUAUGAUGACUACAACCAAGAGGUGAACAGCACAUCAGAUGGAUUUGCAAUGGAUUAUGUGGAUCCACGCUCUGGAGAGGUCAGAUAUCGCCACUACUACAUUGCUGCAGAAGAGAUCACCUGGGACUACGGCAUCAGAAAACCUCACCAACUCAUCAAACCCAUAGAGGUGCGUCGAGGGAUGAGGAAGUUCCUGCCAGAGUAUAAGAAGGUGGUGUUUCGUGCCUACAAGGAUGAAGCUUUCCUUGAUCCCGUAGGCAGAGGAGAGCUCCAGGAACACCUGGGAAUCAUGGGACCUUUCAUCAGAACAGAGACUAAUGAUCUCCUCACUGUGAUCUUCAAGAACAAGGCAUCCAGGCCUUACUCCUUUCACCUUCAGGGAGUCUAUGACCACAGUCAAGGGGCUGGCAUUGUCCAAACCCAUGCCUUCUCUGCUCCACCUGGGGUCCCAGGAGAGCCUGUGGCUCCUGGGGAGGCGCGGACAUAUAACUGGAAAAUAACCAAAAAACAAGGACCAGCAGACACUGAAUUUGACUGCAAGACUGGGGCUUACUACUCCACUGUGAACAAGAACAGGGACCUUCAUUCGGGUCUGAUUGGUCCACUGGUGAUCUGUAAACCCGGCACCCUCCGCACACGUCGGUACACGCAGCCAGACAUCCAGGAGUUUUCCCUCCUUUUUCACACGUUUGAUGAAACUAAAAGCUGGUACAUGGAGGAGAACCUGCAGCGGCACUGUGCUCCACCUUGUCAGGCCAACACCGAGGACCCCUGGUACCACAUCAGCAACAAGUUUGCAGCGAUAAAUGGCUACGUGGCAGAGACGCUUCCAGGUCUGUUGGUCGCCCAGCACCAGCAAGUCAGAUGGCACCUGCUGAAUGUAGGAAGUGACGGAGAGUACCACGCUGUACACUUCCAUGGUUUGCCUUUCACUGUCCACACUAAAGAGGAACAUCGUAUGGGGAUCUACAACCUCUUCCCAGGAGUGUUUGGCACAGUGGAGAUGAGACCCCCCACAGUUGGCACAUGGCUGGUGGAGUGCACUAUAGGGGACUAUCAGCUGGCUGGCAUGAGGGCCAAACUACUGGUCUAUAAUCCACGAUGUGUCUCACCUCUGGGGAUGAAAUCAGGAAGGAUUGACGAUUCCCAGAUCACAGCGUCAGAUCACAUAGAUAACUGGCAGCCAAGGCUGGCGAGGCUGGAUCAGUCUGGUUAUAUCAAUGCCUGGAUGGGCAGAAACAAGUUGUCAUGGCUACAGGUUGAUCUUCAGAGGCCCACUCUGCUGCAUGGUGUGCAGACACAGGGAGUCAGGGCAAGGCUAAGAGAUAACUACGUCACAUUCUUUACCGUCUCCUACAGCCUGAACCAGGAGACCUGGACCACUUACAGGGGAAACAUUACCAGCCAGAUAAAAGUAUUUUAUGGCAACAUGGACAGCUCCAGGGUGAAAUACAACAGCUUUGCUCCACCAUUUGUGGCUCGUUAUGUCAGGAUUCAGCCGGUGGACUUCAAACAAAAUCCUGCUCUCCGACUGGAGCUGCUGGGCUGUGACCUCAACAGCUGCUCUCUCCCCCUCGGGCUCCAAAAGAGGUUGAUUUCUGACAGCAGCUUUAGUGCCUCCUCAUUUUACUCCUCUCUGCUGCGAAGCUGGUCCCCCGAUCUCGCCCGCCUGCAUCUGGAAGGGAGCGCCAAUGCCUGGAGGCCAAAGAACGACAACCCCCAUGAGUGGCUGCAGGUUGACUUGAAUAAAAUAAGGCGCAUCACAGGUGUUGUGACCCAAGGAGCACGAUCACUGCUGACCCAGAUGAUGGUGACAGAGUUCUCGGUCACGGUCAGCCAUGAUGGACGCUCCUGGAGCAGUGUGUUAGAGGAGAACUCCCAAAGAGAAAAGAUCUUCACAGGAAACACUGAUCCAGACGAAGAGGCUCACGCUAUGUUUGAUCCCCCUCUGUUCGGCCGCUUCAUCCGUAUCCACCCACGGGGUUGGAUCAACCACAUCGCCCUGCGUCUGGAGGUCCUGGGCUGUGAUACGCAGCAGGGGCUUUGACGCCACUGGCUAAACAUAUACCGCAUAUGCCAUGCAAGCAACAUUGUAGUAGCAUAAUGUAUUCCUGUUUCAUUUCGGCAAGUGAGGAAAACAUUUAUAUUGUCACGUAGAGCACUUGUUAAGGUAUAUAUUAUGAGAAUCUGAGAAGCUAUUACUUCAGUGGCCACAGCUUUGUUUACAUUUUCAAUUCAAUUCAAUUCAACAUUAUUGAUCCCUGAAGAGGGAAAUUAGUUUGUCCCAGCAUCAUUUUACAUUUCCUCCUUUUUGACGACAUGGUGUUGAGUCAUUUCAUGAGAAGAAGAGCACAGAAUCAAGACUGAUGUCAACAGAAAAGAGUUAAACAGUAUUUGGUUUCCCUUUGCAGUAUAUGGCUGGGCUCAUCACAGAACAGACCUUGUGAAUGUAAAUAUUUCAGACUAAGAUGGAUGUAUAAAGUUUGAAUGGUCGAUGUAUAUUGCUGGAUUAGUUUAUAUUAAUGUCCUUUUUCUGCUUUAUUAGAGUUUAUAAAAACAAUGAAUCUUGAA